Lagopus leucura (white-tailed ptarmigan) is the source of this 4295-nucleotide messenger RNA. RefSeq names its product protein mono-ADP-ribosyltransferase PARP14-like. Gene Ontology annotation, molecular function: NAD+ poly-ADP-ribosyltransferase activity; transcription corepressor activity. The transcript is spliced from 13 exons. Gene Ontology annotation, cellular component: nucleus; cytoplasm. The record is from RefSeq and is a predicted model, not a curated record. The annotation marks the transcript as partial. Lineage: Eukaryota; Metazoa; Chordata; Aves; Galliformes; Phasianidae. Gene Ontology annotation, biological process: negative regulation of gene expression.
AUGUAAACAAUGUCUUGUCAAAGCAGCACUCGCUCAGCAAAAGACCGAUAUCUGUCUAUCCUUACUAUGUCUCGCUGGGAACAGCUCUAUAUAGAAAAGAAGGGCCACAAAUAAAGAAACCAGAUCCAGUUACAGUGCCGCUGGACCCCUAUAUCUGGCAGUUCUUACGGAGAAAAAAUAGCCUCAUCGAAGCGAUAUGUUCUGAGAUGGCAAAUUGUCAUUGUGAGAUAGAAUGGCCUAAAGGCAACUGUGCGGAGCCAAAAGUUAUUCUGCAUCCUUCAGCUGCUUUGUCUGAGAGGAAGAGAUCAGUGGCUCAGUUGAUCAGGACAUGGAAUGCGGUGGCUUCCACAACAUUUUCAUACAGCAUAUCAAAGUAUGAAAUAGAGAAGCUUAAAUUUUUACAACGUAUUGAUAACGAAACCCUGUCACAGAGCCUGUUUUUGUCAAAACACAUCAGUGCCUUUUAUGAGCUUGGCCCAGAUGCUGUCCUUCUGAAAGGAAAUGAUGACGAAACUCUCCUAAAAGCAGAAGAAGAGCUAAAGAAGGAACUGGACUACAAAAGCAUUACUUUAGAAGAUGAAUCCAUCCUCCAGAAGGAGGAAUGGACAGCGCUCACUGAGGAGAACUGCUGUAAUGCAGCCGUAACAGUCACUCAGAAAGAGGGUGAGAUCAUUGUUGCUGGCUUUUCUCAAGCAGUAGCGAAAGCCUUUGAAGAGCUUUUUAACUUUGUAGAUGAGAACACGCAAGUACAAAAAGUCAUCGGAGGGAAGCCCACCGUAGUCCUAAUGUACAUUGAGAAAGAGAGGGCCUCUGUCUUGGAUGACUUGAAGAAUAAAGGUGUGAAAAUUGACUUCAGUAAAGUUAUAUCCUUGAGCGGACCGAGAAGAGAGGUGCUGAAAGGAACUACCCUGAUUGAGCAAAUGCUGUCCGGGCUGCAUUACAAGCGUGUGGUAAUUAAUGAGCCAGGAGCCAGGUCGUAUUUCAAAGAAAGAGAACGCUUUUUUGCUGCCAGUGUGAAACAUGAGUGUAACUGUCUAAUCAGACUGGAAGAGCAGCCAGAAGAGUAUCUGGAAGAACAACAAGCACACACUAACGUAGGCAAGCGCUAUACACAGAUGACAGUGCAGGGAGUUCUAAUAGAGGUUUAUAAAGCCAACUUGUGCACUCAUCACGUUGAUGUUGUGGUGAACGCAUCAAAUGAAGACCUAAAACACAUUGGUGGCCUCGCUUGGGCACUGCUCCAAGCAGCUGGUCCAGAGCUGCAGGCUGAGUGCGAUGAGGUGGUGAGGAAGAACGGGCGUCUGCAGGCUGGGUGUGCAGUGAUCACAGGAGCAGGGAAGCUCCCCUGCAAACAGGUCAUCCAUGCUGUUGGGCCCCGGUGGAAGGAGCAGGAUGCAGGAAAGUGUAUGCACUUGUUAAAAAAGACCAUUAAAAUGAGCCUGCAGCUGGCUGAAACGUAUAAUCAUCGCUCUAUAGCUUUCCCUUCUGUAAGCGGAGGGAUUUUUGGCUUCCCGCUGCACAAGUGUGUAAAUGCAAUUGUGUCAGCCAUCAAGAAAACCCUGGAAGAAUUCAACGGGAAAAGCAACUUGAAGGAGAUUCAUCUUGUGGAUAUCAUAGAGGAUAACGUUCAGGCUUUCAUCAAGGCACUGAAAGAAAUGUUUUCAGAUGAUGUACCUCUUAACGACCCCAAGCAAUCUCUUAACACUCAGACCAACAUUGUUCAUCAGCCUAGCAAAAGGUCAGCUUCUCAAAGUGGCAUGAACUUUGCAUUGGUAACAACUGAGGAAGGCCUUGACAUCAUGCUGAAAAAAGGAAGCAUUGAAGAUGUCACAACAGAUGGUGUUGUCAUCAGUGUUGGUGGAGAUCUACAGCUUGACAAAGGACAACUUGCCAAAGCCUUGCUAAGCAAGGCAGGACCAAGGCUUCAGGCAGACCUACAUGACGAAGGCCUGGGAAAAUCACAUGGUGAAGGAUCUGUGUUCAUAACAAAAGGUUACAGUCUGAGUUGCAGUUAUGUGUUUCAUGCUGUCGCACCUAGUUGGUCAGAGGGAAGUGAAUCUGCAGUGAAGAUCUUGGGCCGGAUCAUCACAAAAUGCCUGCAAUCUGCUGAGGAACUAUCUUUGAAGUCCAUUACUUUCCCAGCGAUUGGAACAGGGAUCUUAGGUUUCCCAGGUUCUGUUGUUGCUAAAUUGCUGUUUGACACGGUGUAUGAGUUCAGUAAUAAAAAGAAAACCAAUUCUCUUCGGGAAGUUCACUUUCUGUUGCAUCCAAAAGAUGUAAAUAAUCUUCAGGCAUUUUCAAAUGAAUUUGAGAGACGGUGUGGCAAUGAUGUAGAUGAGGCUAGCGAAGGCACAGCUUUCUUUGGUCCCAUUUUAAACCCAGCACAGGAUGUAUAUGAAAUGACAAUUGGCUCCAUCAAGUUCCAGGUGGCCGCUGGUGAUAUUACCAAGGAAACUGGAGAUGUCAUUGUAAACAUAUCAAACAAAUCUUUCAACCUCAAAACAGGUGUCUCUAAAGCAAUUUUGGAAGGUGCUGGGAAAGAGGUUGAAAAUGAAUGUGCUGAACUAGCCUUGAAGCCUAAUGAUGGCUAUAUAACCACCAAAGCAGGAAGCUUGCCAUGCAAAAAAAUAAUCCAUUUUGUUGCUCAAGAUGAUGUUAAAGUGCCAGUCUCCAAAGUGCUUCAGGAAUGCGAAUUACAGCAGUGCACCUCUGUUACCUUCCCAGCGAUUGGAACAGGUCAGGCAGGCCGUUUUCCAGAUACAGUAGCUGAUGAGAUGAUGGAUGCAAUAACUGACUUUGCAAGGAGCAACUCUACUCCAUCUGUGAAAACUAUUAAAAUUGUCAUUUUUCAGUCACGUCUGCUGAACGUGUUCCAUACAAGCAUGAAAAAAAGAGAAAAUCCUGGUAAAACAAAAUCAAAAUCAUUUCUUUCCAGGAUGGCAUCAUUUGUGUCUCUCGUUGUAGCAUUCCUGAUCCCUGAGAAGCAUCCUCCAAAGGAAAAACGCAAAGCAGUUUUGGAAAAUAAAGUUGAUCGGGCUGUUGUUCAGAUUUGCGGUGAAAACGAGAAACAAGUGGAAGAAGCAGAAACCUUGCUGAAAAGUACAAUUCUGAAGGAACAGUUUCAAAGAGAAAUCAAGGAUGACUCCAUCUUGGAUUUUGAUGAGGCAGAGAAUGAGGAACUGCGUGACCUACAGAAGAGAUUAAAUAUUGCUCUGUUCUUGGGAGACAACUUUAAUCAGGAAUCAACAGCACUCCCUGAAAAAUGGGACGAUAUGCAAAAUCAGCAGCUCAAAAUAGUGAAAUUGAAACCAGAUACAAAAGACUACAACGAAGUGAAGGAAAGGUUUCUGAAGACCACUCCGUCACUAAAUCUAAAAAUUGAAAAGAUCGAAAGAGUACAGAACCCAUCUUUGUGGAAAGUCUACCAAAUAAAAAAGUGUCAAAUGGAUGCCAAAAAUGGCAACAACAAUAAUGAGAAGUUUCUGUUCCAUGGGACAAGUGCAGAAUCAUUAACUUUCAUUAACAACUAUGGAUUUAACCGCAGCUAUGCUGGAACGCACGCUGCACAGUAUGGAAAUGGAACUUACUUUGCUGUUAAUGCCAGCUAUUCUGCUAAUGACACCUACUCAAAACCAGAUGCCAAUGGGAAGAAGCACAUGUACCUGGCUCGAGUCCUUGUUGGACAGUAUUCCCAGGGGACACAAGGAGCAAUUACUCCAGCAGUAAAGAGUGUUGGCAACAGUGUGGAUCUGUUUGAGAGUUCAACUGAUAAUGUGAACAAUCCAUCCAUGUUUAUUGUAUUUAAUGAUAUUCAAGCUUACCCGGAGUACCUUAUCACUUUCACUAGAUGAGCAUUUUGAUUGCAGCCAUGAUUGCAUGUCUCUUAGCUUUUAUGUUAUAAAUCAGUCCUACAGAUCAACCAAAUAUGCAGUGAGAACUAUUUAUAGUUUUUUCAAAUUAAUUUCUAAAGGCCUGUUUAUGUUCAAGCAGCCUCUGGUUCUUUUUGAUGUCCUGAGCAUAGACUAAUGUUUUUCCUCUCAGAGUAAUAGCUGAAUGCAUUUAAGACAAGUUUAAUCUGGCAUGUAGUCUAACAGCAGUUUCCAGUAGACGUCCCACGCCUCUCCUAUCGUGAUCCUCCAUGCUGUGUUCUGGCCAUCCUAGCUGCAGCAGUGCUGGUGGGGGAGAGUGAGAGACAGAGUGCUUGGUCUCACGUUUCUGAAAGAGUGAGGAGCUGUCAUCAAUUAUGAUGCAGACUGUCAUUCACAGUUCUCAAUAAAUGAACUAUCUGUACUUAA